This is a messenger RNA of Drosophila suzukii, 2588 nucleotides long. It is a transcript of the gene knk, whose product is annotated as protein Skeletor knk. The record is from RefSeq and is a predicted model, not a curated record. Lineage: Eukaryota; Metazoa; Arthropoda; Insecta; Diptera; Drosophilidae.
GCUUCACAGCGGGGCCAAAGAAAAGUAAAGAGUAUAAUCGCCGGAACUGCUGCCUAAACCUGUUUUGCCCAAGUGAACACAACAACAAAAGCAGCGAAAACGCAUGCAAGUGACGAAACGACCUUAAGCAAAGCAAGAAAUAAUUAUAAAUAAUUUACUUGGCUCUCAAUUGAAUAUAUCUUACAUAUAUAUUUGUAAAGCGCACAUCCUCGGUGACGCAGUGGGGCCCAGGAAAAGCCCAAAAUGCAAAUUGCUGCGGCGUGACUAAGCAUGCAAGAUAACAUCGAUUCAAAAAUUAAAAAUUUUUUAAACGUGGCUUAGGAAGUGGGAGUGUAUAAAACAAGACCGGGCCAACGAAAGAAGCAAUACAAUGACAUUGGGCAACAAAGGCGUCGGCAAAGUUCUUUGUCUGCGAUUGCAGCGCCAAUUAUUACUGGUUGUUGUAACGCUUUUCCUGCUUUUCACCGCCGCCCUGGCCGAGGACGAGGAGGAGGAUGGUCCGUAUCGCGGAAAGUACCUGGGAAAACUGAACUCGUACCAUCAUCAGGUGUCCGGCGAUGUGUACGCCGUAAAUGAGUACACCUUCUUGAUUGUGGGCUUCAACUAUGACGGCAACGGGGCGGAUACGUUCUUCUGGUCGGGGGCCAGCAAUCGCCCGGGACCUCAGGGAUUUAUUGUGCCCGAUGAGUACGGAAAAACCAACAUUCUGGAUCGCUAUCACAACAAGGACUUCACCCUGACACCUGCCCGAUCGAAAAAGAUAACCGAAAUCAAAUGGCUGGCGGUCUACGAUCUGAGCAGUCAGAACAACUUUGGGGAUGUCUACAUCCCCGAGGAGUUCGAGCCGCCUAUGGCCCAGUUGGGCGGAACCUUCUCCAAGCGCAGCCACAAUGUGAGCAGCAGCAGCAUCGAGAUCCUGGACUCGAAGACUAUUCGCAUCACGGACUUCACCUACGAUGGCCGUGGCAAGGCCCUUUUCUGGACGGGAGUGGGGGCACAGCCAUCUAGUCGAGGAAGCAAGCUGCCCGAUGAGCGAGGAUACCUGGAUCCCAUAAGGAUGUACAACAAGGAGACUAUUGAAUUGGCUCCGGGAGACAAGACCAUCUUUGACAUCGAUUGGAUCAAUUACGAUGUGGCCGAUAACGAGAACUACGGCCAUGUCCUGAUCAACGAGGCUGAAUGUCCUCCCUCCCUGGUGAAAGUUACGCCUUUCGAGUUCUCACUGCCCAAUUGCCGGCAGCUGCACAAGGACAUGCAAGUGUCCUGGGAGGUUUUCGGACCACAGAUCACAUUUCAACUAUCCGGUCAGGUGGCUGCCAACGAUUACAUGUCCUUCGGCAUAUCCGGAUCAGAUGUGUCCAGUCAGAUGAGUUCCGAUGUGGUUGUGGUAAUUGACGAAAUCCGCGGUUACACCGUGGAUUACAAUAUCACCUCGCUGGCGCCCUGCGUUCAGGUUUGGGCCCAAAACAAGGGAGUUUGCCGGGACGAUGUGGUCGGUGGAUUGGAUAGCUUUCAGUUGAACACAUAUAGCCGCAAGGAUGGCAUCAAUACGAUCAGUUUCAGGCGAACCCUUAAGUCGUCUGAUGAUGGCGAUAAGGAGAUCUUUCUAGAUCGCAGCAACUACGUGGUGUGGGCAUUUGGCCAGUUGGAUUCAAACAACGAGCCCGCCUUUCACACCUACUAUCCCAAGAGCGAUAUAGUAAUUGAUUUUAAUACCACGGAACCGGUCAACGAUUGCUUUGCCUUCACUAAACAAAUGGAGACACCUCCGCCUCAGUUGUGGGAGCGAACCAGGAUUACAGAUGCAACUGUACGCACCUUCAAUGCCUAUUUGGGACCCUCUGGAGGACUUCGUGGCUAUCAGGGAUUAACUGGUCAUGUGUCCAGCGGCUUGGCCUGGUACAUCAAUGGCUAUAUGAUCCCAGAACUUUACCUAAAGCGCGGUCUGACCUACACUUUUAAGGAGGGUGGUAAUAAUCCGCACUCGCCCGAGCACUAUCAUCCGUUGGUUAUCACCGAUGAUCCAGGAGGUUUUGAUCGAUUGUCGGAUGCCAAGCAAAGUGAGAUUCGUGUACUGGCUGGAGUGGAAUUCACCAGAAGAGGCAGGCCCAAGCCCACAGCAGCUGGUCCCCUUUGCUUGUCGAGAUAUCCUCCGAGCUAUGAUCGUCGUCUCGAUGAUAACUUCCCCACUUUCAAGAAGUUCAAUCGAUCGCUGAUCACCGAAUGUGUGGAUGAGGCACCGGCUUUGUUGGAAAUCACACCGAACAUCACCUGGCCGGAUACCGUGUACUAUAACUCCUUUACCCAUGGUAAUAUGGGCUGGAAGAUUCACAUCGUGGACAGCUACACCAAUCUAAGAAGCGGGGCGAAGGCCUUAUCCUGGUCUUGCAUCAUUCUGCUGCCUUGGCUGGUGCUUCAGAACUGACUGUUUUUCUCAUUCUUAGAUUCUCCUAUUUAGUGUCUUAGUCUAAAUUAAGCAGUCACAAUCUAUGUAUUUAAUACGCGUGUGUAGAAUGUAUGCUCAACGUUGUGUAUAUUAUUAUUUAAAUGAUAUUUAAAUACAGAACUGUGUUGUACUUUAGAAUGAA